This is a messenger RNA of Guillardia theta CCMP2712, 4338 nucleotides long. RefSeq lists its product as hypothetical. Bases 1 to 4338 code for a protein of 1445 amino acids. Lineage: Eukaryota; Cryptophyceae; Pyrenomonadales; Geminigeraceae. The record is from RefSeq and is a predicted model, not a curated record. The transcript has 16 exons.
AUGACUAGAAGUCACUUCCCGCUCUCCCCUCUCCGGGCCUCACUCGGUCUUCUCCUCCUCGUGUCCCUUGCACGAGGUCUAGACAUACAGGUUGGCUCUCAGAACACCGAUGACGCCUCACUAGCUCCUGGGACCUCCCAGUACUCUUCCUUCAACUGCUCAUUCGCAUCGACUUGCUACUUCAGCUCUGCCGCAGUCGCUGCUCUGCUAUCCAUCCCGCAGGACGUGCAGUUCCAAGUCGACGGGAGCAUUUUGAUCACUCAGAAUCUGUCAUGGAGCACUUCAGCUCAGCUGCAACUGACGGCUUCCUCCAUCGUCAUCAGCGACGUGCUCUCAGGACGAGGCACGCUGCUGAUGCAGACACAGGAUGUGCAGCUGACUGGCACAGGAUUUCUUGCGUUCAGCGGGGCGAAGGUUCAGAUUCAGUACCCGAUCACCACCGACUAUUUGUGUGUAUCUCAAGUCAACAACCCAGCCUGUCUCCUCAACUUGCAGAAGUCGAUCUUCGAGCUGGUGGAGGCAACAACCUUCACCGUGUACAGCAUGGGCUCGGCGAACUCGCAGCUGUACAUAGGGAACAUGAACUUCUCUGGGGUGAGACUGAAGAUCAGCACCAUAGAGAUGAAAUCAGACUUCAAGCUGCAAGCCCUCGACGUCUUUGACCUCCCCACCAACUUGACGUUGACCGCCGCCCAGACCCUGACGAUGCAGCAGAGCCUUCGCUGCUCAGGGGACUUGCUCCUGGGGCCGGGGGUAGACUCGACGUUCAACGGGGAGUUCAUGGAGGCGAAGACUCUUACGAUCGCGACAGCCGUGACGUUGGUCGUCCCUUCCCUCACAGCACGCUUCUCUGUCUCCGGCCUCUUCCAGCUCAGCUCCGCCAUGACAGGCGCAGGUCACGAGGUCAACAUAGCAGCAGCUGACAUGCAGAUAUCAGUGAAAAAGGAUGACGGAGGAAGGAUUCGUCUGGGGCUGCUCGGCUCCUACGCUGGCGACCUUCUCCUCUCCAACAGCGAGCUCAGCCUUUUGAACUGCAACCUCUUGGUGUUGCAGGGUCAGCACGGAGGGAUCUUGGUGCAAGGAACGUCGAGCUCAGCAUUCGCCAACAUACUCACUGCUCUGCUCAUCGCCAACGGGCAGGGUGGAGGAAGAGACAUCCGAGUGUACGGGCCUCAGUCAAGCUCCUUCCUCUCCUUGACACUCGUGUCCACGGGCACCAUCGCAUUCUAUGCCGGGUUAACUACAACGCCGCCUACUCUUCUUCCCCUCUGUUGUCUUUCUGCGAUCUCUUCGCACCUGCUGAUCGUCUGCUCUAGUCUGAACAUCACAAGCUCGGGCUAUGUGUACCUCGCCAGCACCAUCUCAUCGCAGAAGAAAGUUGAAAUCGUCUGCUCGGGUUCAGGGAUCUUCUGCUACUAUGACGCCUCCAUCACCGCUGACGAGGUUCUUCACCUGGCUGCCGACCUGACCGUCAAGCGCGAGCAAGUCACCGUCGUCCUCAACGCUGACUCGGACGUGGGCGGCACGGGAAGUUUUCAGCUCGACUCGGGCUACAGCGUGUCGAUCCUCGGAACAAUCACCGCAGGGAUGAGCUCGAUCUCGAUGCGAAGCACGCAGAAGCGGAUCUGCCUGGGGAAUCAACGGGUUGACAACACGGUGUCAAACAUCGCCGGCUGUCAGAGUGACGCGUACUUCCUGGAGACUUUGACGCUGGACCAUAUCUCCUUCCAGAACGAGAUCGCGUUCCUAGCAGCGCAGUCCAUCUACGUGGGCGACCUCAACAGAAGCUCAGCUGGGGCUUCCUUCCGCUUCGAGAGUGACAGUCUCAUUGAGUUCAACUCAGAUCAAGUAGUUCUACCGCAAGACUUGACGGCUCUGGCGGCCGGAGGAAUCUCUUUCCUUGUUCCUGUGGUCUCGGCAGGUGACAUCCUUGUGGAUGCCGACAACAACAACGAUGGAGUGGGCGAGCUUGUAGUGCAGGCUUUGCUUCAAGCAGGAGGAGCCGCCAGCCUGACAGCCGCGAGCUUCUCAGUGGACCCUCCAGCUUUUUUCUCAGCUCGUGACAUCACGAUUACUCCCAAGGCGUACGCGUCAACAGCCGUCAGGUUGGGGGCAGGAGGAGGAGGACUCAACUUCUCCUCCAGCUUCCUUGCGAGCAUCUCCUGCCCCGGCAACCUGACCAUCGGAGGGGAGACGGCGGCUGGGGAGAUGGUGGUGGAGAACGUCAGCCUCACGCGCGUUGGAUCGCUAGUGCUCAACGUGCAGCAACCAGGAGGUGGCGGCAUGCUCUACCUCUCCGGCCCUCUCUCGCUGUCUGCUCGCCUCUUCCUCUCCGCUGGAGCUCUCAUUCGCUGCUCCCCCUCCCUCCUCCUCCUCCUCAUGCACGCAGAUGCGCUCCUCGUCAGCGCGAGCGUCCAGCUGUCUGGGACGUGGUCUGCUCCUGAGAGUCGAGUGGAAGUGGUGGCAGAGGCAGAGGAAGUGACUGCAGAGGAGAGCAGCAUGGAGUGCAAGAGCAUUAAGCUCACGGCCCCUCGCAGGAUCUCUGUGCUGACGAGCUCACUCACUGUCGAGGAGGAGGCGGUAGGGGUCAGCUCCUCGGGUUUCAUAGCGGUGCAAGGAAACAUCACCGUGACAGCAGGGGACAUUCGCUUCAACUCCUCCGAUUUUCACCUCGACGGCUCCCUCGCAACGCCAGCAGGAAGCAUCUUCUUUAACGCGGGAGGAAGGGAAGUGCAGAUGGGAAUGGACUCGGUCGAUGGCGCGGGAGGCUGGUGGACCAAUCAAAGUUUCUCGCUUUCACUGCUUGAGCUCGCGAGCAUGCGGUGCAGCAUCGAGCUCCGCGUCUCUACCUCUUCUCAUAUGCUCGUCGGUUCCCUCCCCAGCAGCCAGCUCUCUCUCUUUGCUGAGCUUCUCAACGUGACUCGCAGCCUCGACUGGUCCAGCUCGCUUCUCCUCUCCCCUCAGAGUCUCCUUGUCAUCCUCGGCAACGUCUCUCUCCUCACCGGCGGGUCUCUCCUGCUCACAGCUUCUUCCAUCCGAGUGGGGCAGGAGGUAGACAUCCACGCACAGGGAAGCAUGUACAUCUCCUGCAGCACGACCAGCCUCCUCCUGCCAAACGUCUCGUUCGCCUCCGAAGGCGACCUUCUCCUCAACUGCUCGCUCGCACAGCAGGGCAAGGGGCUCUCCUUCCUCGCAGGCAUCAACCGGACCCUUCAGCUCGAGCCAUCCCGCGUCCUCUCGACCGCCGAGCAAGAGUCCGGCGAGGCCCUGCUCAUCCGCGCCGAUCGCUUCCUCCUGCGCGGAGACAUCCGAGCCAACCAGGGGGACGUGCUCUUCACGAGCAGGAGCGACCAGUUUGACAGCAGCUGCACUCGCAUCGCCAACUCGUUCCUCGACUCCUUCCUCGGUCGCGAGCAUCUCCUCGCCUCCUCCAGCGGCCGCGUUUGGGUCGAGCCGUCGCGUCCUCUCCUCCAGGAGUGGCGCCCUCAAGUGCUCGACCCGCGAGGAGGAAGCGUGCUCACCCUCGUUGGCCGCUACUUCGGGGAGCCUCUGGCGGCGCUCAAGGUGACGGUCGGAGGUCGCGGAUGCCCGCAGCAGGACCUGGACGUGGCGUCGUCGGUGACCUUCAGCUGGUUCCUCAACACCUCCAGCAGGGUCCCGCGAGUCUUCACUUCCUUCCUCCUCACCUGUCGGGCGCCUGCUGGGACAGGAGCAGGACUCGAGCUCGUCGCCUUCGCCUUCUGCAUGCCUUCGCGUCAUAUCCGCAGCUUGCGGUAUCAGCCUCCCCUCCUCCUGGCUGCCUGCGAAGCUCCUGCCGCCUCCUGCCCUCCACCUUCCGCUGUCAGUCUCCGGGCGAGGACCAGCCGUGCCCUCCAGCUGCUCGGCGAGAACUUCGGGGUGACGCCGAGUAACAUUCGCGUGCUCCUGCAGCCUCUCGCUCCUUCCGGUGCCCUCGCAGCUCCUCGCGCUGGCUCAGAGGUACGAUGGAUCUCCGACAGUUCCGUCAGCUCGUCGCUUCCCCCUCUCCUCCACGACGACGCUGUCCUUCUCUCCGUCGAUGUGAACGGGCAGGUCGCCCACCUCCUCGAGCCCGUCAAGGUGGUCGGGGCCGCCAGGUACCCAUGGGACUGCGAAGGCACGCGGACAUGCGGGGGAAAGGGGAAGGAGGGAAUCUGCCAGGCAGCUGCAUGCCUGACGUGCUGCGAGAGGAGCUGCCAGUCUCAGUGGAUCGCGGACGUGGCAGCGAGGGAGGAGGGCUUGAGGGUAGACGACGUCAUGCCCGACCCGACGGCUGUAUGCUCGCGACUUUGCUGGACCUACUGUGAGGACAUGACCUGA